Nerophis ophidion (straightnose pipefish) is the source of this 2539-nucleotide messenger RNA. Its product is annotated as E3 ubiquitin ligase TRAF3IP2-like. Bases 1225 to 2277 code for a protein of 350 amino acids. The record is from RefSeq and is a predicted model, not a curated record. Gene Ontology annotation, biological process: humoral immune response; positive regulation of canonical NF-kappaB signal transduction. Lineage: Eukaryota; Metazoa; Chordata; Actinopteri; Syngnathiformes; Syngnathidae. The transcript has 13 exons.
AACUACUCGGUAUCGGAUCGAUACCCAAAGUUGUGGUAUCAUCCAAAACUAAUGUAAAGUAUCAAAGAAGAGAAGAAUAAAUGAUUAUUACUUUUUUACAGAAGUGUAGAUAGAACAUGUUGAAAGAGAAAAUAAGCAGAUAUUAACAGUAAAUGAACAAGUGGAUUAAUGAUCCAUUUUUACAGUUUGUCCCUCAUAAUGUAGACAAAAUAAUAGGUAGAUACAUGACCAUGUGUUACUGCAUACGUCAGCAGACUAAUUAGGAGUCUUUGUUUGUUUACUUACUACUAAAAGACAAGUUGUCUAGUAUGUUCACUAUUUUAUUUAAGGACUUAACUGCAAUAGUAAACAUAUGUUUAAUGUACCCGAAGAUUUUUUUGUUAGGAUAAAGCUGUGAACGUCUCUGUGCGUGGAGGGUUCUCCUGGUGCCGACAGAUCUCUUGGGAGCCCGGUAGACAGAGUUGAGCACGUCUUUUUUUGUCGUAUACAUGUCAGAAUUGCUUUCCAGUAGUCUUUGUCUCAUCCGUGUGUCUUUCUCUCUCUGGCUCCAACUCCAACAACGUGUCUCGUACCGGCUGCUGCUACUAAGGGCGACAGGUGAUUAGCUAAUCAGUCCCAGCUGGGCCAUCUACUCACCGAGGCCGGUCCUUACACACCCCAUUACUGCAGGAGACGCACCGACCACGCCCCCUUCCACAAAGGCCAAUAAUGACAUUUUUUGUGGGGAACAUUCCAGCCGACAAACUUGAAGGCUCCGCCUGCUUGCUGUGGCCUGUCAGAGCUCAUAGCAGAGCGCGGAACCCUCCGACCCCGAUCAACUCGACAACGCCAGGAGCAGAAUGUGACGUGGGCGUGGCCUGACCGCGAGAGGCGUGGCCUGACCGCGAGAGGCGUGGCCUGGAGGUAAAGCACUCAGCAGAUUCCACACGUCAGUCAAGCAGCACUGAGUACCGAGUCAGUUCCAGGGAGUGUUUGACUGGUCUCCUCCCAGCCUGAGCCACUUUCCCCCGGGCAGGAACCGCCAGCAGCGCGGCCCACCUGCAGGAAAAGUCCGGAGUGAGCGUUGAGGUGAGAUGUCAACACACACAUGGAUGUGAGGAGGAUCAACGAUGCUACCAGGUUCCAAAUCUCUGAAUAGGUGCGACUUAUACUCCGGAGCAACUUGUACUCCGAAAACUACGUUGGUUCCUGGGCGAAAACAUUCCUGAAGAAGACGACGAGACCAUGAGCUGCAAGCAGCGACCAGCCGGCCCCAACACGGACUCCACGUGUGCCCGCCUUUACCACCCGGACUCCUUCUCAGACCCCUCCCUCCGGCCGGACGGAGAAGACGGCCACCUGGGCUCCCGCUCCUACCCGCCGGCUCCCUUCCCCAGCCUGGCCGACGGCGUGUGGCCGCCACCCUCGGGCCCGUCGGGCAGCUGGUCGGGCUACCCCAGCAGCGCGGCGUCCUCCAAGGAGCCGUGCGGCUGCUGCGGCGAGAGCAAGUCCCUGAGCAGCCUGGAGCAGCCCUUCUCCCUGCGCUCAGAGCCGCCCAGCCGUCACCACACCCUUCCCCCCUACAUGUGCUCGCCCCCGGGGGCGGCCUGCUGGGCCCAGUGUCCUGCAGACGCCUUCAACAUCCACCCGUGCUUCCAGCAGAUGCGGGCGGACAACGGUCCUCAAUGUGCCUGCAGACCUCCCUGGGGGGCCUUCACGCCAAUCAGCCACUUCAGCGGGGGUCCUGGGGAGAAGCAGACGUCGCCCAGCAUGCCGCUGUCUUUGGAGCAGAGGAAGGUCUUCGUCACCUACGAGGCCGACCACGACGCGCACGUGAGCGAGAUCAUCAAGUUUGUGGCUCUGCUGCGGCACAACGGCUUCGACACGCACAUCGACAUAUUCGAGCAGCAGUUUCGCAGCAUCAGCAAGAUCGACUUCAUGGAGCGCUACCUGGGCGAGAAGGAGUACCUGAUCAUCAUCAUCAUCAGCCCCAAGUACUACGAGACGGUGACCGCCUCCCACGUCAGUCCCGACAUCGACGAGCGGACGUGCAACGCCGUCUACAUCCACAAACAGCUGCAGAAUGAGUUCAUACAGAAUGGAAGCAAGAAUUUCCGCUUCAUUCCCAUUGUGUUCCCGGGCGCUAAAAAGUGUCACGUCCCAACAUGGCUGCAGAACACGCACGUGUACGCUUGGCCGCUGGACCGCGACGACAUCUUGCGGCGGCUGAUGAGAGUUGAAAAGUACAACCCACCUCCUAUUGGUGAACUGCCCACGAUCGUGUCCAUCCCCAUAUGAACCCUUAUCACCAUUUAUCACACUGUAUCACCCCAAAUGGCAUCAUUACACCCAUACUAUGCUGUUUGACCCCAUAUCACCCUAUAUGACCCAAUAUGACCCCAUAUGACCCGGUCUGAUAUGGCAGAACCUUCUUUGAAGUUGUAGCUAGCAGGAAGAUAAUCGUGACACAUCCAAUGUUUCAUGUGAAUUGGAAGACAUUUUUAUUUGUGACUAAUUGGAAGAUUUUAAUGUGCAUCCAAUAAACAUAUUUUAUAUAUUG